This is a messenger RNA of Dermacentor silvarum, 871 nucleotides long. RefSeq names its product E3 ubiquitin-protein ligase MARCHF3. Gene Ontology annotation, molecular function: ubiquitin-protein transferase activity; zinc ion binding. The record is from RefSeq and is a predicted model, not a curated record. The coding region runs from base 86 to 865 and encodes 259 amino acids. The transcript is spliced from 2 exons. NCBI's taxonomy places the organism in Eukaryota, Metazoa, Arthropoda, Arachnida, Ixodida, Ixodidae. Gene Ontology annotation, biological process: protein ubiquitination.
AUAGACGGCAGCAGCCCUUGCGGGGCAGGGGUCGGACUGUCCCAGGGAUGCGGCCACGCGGGCGCUAAGGGGCACGGGGGCGGCCAUGGCGUCGUCGGAAGGGCGGCCCGAAGAGGCCUCGUCGCGUUCAGGCGGCGGUGGCGGCUGCGGCACGCACGAUGGAUCGGACAACGCGGACGAGACGUCCAGCAUGGGCGAGUCGCCCAUGUGCCGCAUCUGCUUCCGUGGCUCUCGCGCCGGCAGCUUGCUGUCGCCGUGCAACUGCAAGGGCACCAUCGGGCUCGUCCACAAGGAGUGCCUCGAGGAGUGGCUCUCGCGACGAAACACCGACGAGUGCAACAUCUGCUCGUACCAGUUCAAGGUGGAGCGGACUCCGAAGAGCAUCUGGGACUGGCUCCGCGACCCGAGCAGCCGGCCGAACCGCUGGUACAUCCUGGUCGACAUGUCCCUGUCCCUAUUCGGCGGCGUCAUGCUGCUGGUGUCCGCCUGGCUGUCGGCCGUCGAGAUGAUCAGCGGCAUCUCGUCGGUGCUCGGUUGCGUGCUCAUCUGCAUCAUCGUGGUGCUCGCGGGGCUCAUCUGCAUCGCCGACAUCUACCUCAUGGUGCGCCACCACCACCAGGCGCUCGUCCAGUGGCGCCAGAACAACUGGGGCGUCCGGCUCGUGCUCCCCACCGGAGUGACCGAGAGCGCCGUCCCGUCGGAAACCAGAGGUCCACCGCCGCCGCCGCCGCCCUCGGAGCCACCUUCGAUGCCGUUGAACAGCACCGGCACCGCCGCAGCUACCGCGCCCGCCGCCAACACGACGACCACGACGGCGCCCCCCCAGCAGCAAGAUUCGACGGCCACUGAGAACCCCGUCGUGUGAAACUGC